GACCACAGUCUUUCCCUCCUCCCCAGACCUCCCACCGGUUCUCCAUCAUGAACAACUGGGGCUCCGGUGGCAGCAUCACUCUUAACCAUGGUCUCGAUGCUGCAUCUCCCAGGCUCCACGCAACAGCAGCCGCCAGCGCCGAUGGCGUUACCGACACCCCCAGCAACGCCUCCGGCACCAACAAGUCGAGGAAGAGGCCCGGAGAUGCACUCUAUGCCGAAGAGACGUACCGUUUGCGUUCUGAUGACCAUCUCGAUGUGGAGCACACCAAGGUAGAGCACAAGGAAGCAGGAUGCUGCAACACAAAAUACGGGCGAGCCAUGAAGCACCUCCUUCCCUACCGCCCUCAACAAAAAAACAAAACUCUCCUACCUAGCAACAGUGCUGGGCUAUUUAACUACAUUAGUGUCACCUGGGUUACGGGGUUAAUGUGGAAAGCUUAUAAGAAAGGUCUUCAUCCAAGUGAUUUGUGGACCCUCCAGCACGAAGAUGGCUCAGAGGUAAAUUCUGAGCGACUUGAAAGACUGUGGGUUGACGAAAUCUAUAAUGCAGAAAAAGCCAAGAGAAAACCUGAGUUUUGGCGUGCUGUAUGGAGAUCUAUGCGAACUAGAGUCAUUGUUAGCAUGAUAAUCUCUCUCACACAGAAUGUUCUCCAGUUCCUUGGACCGUCAAUAAUGCUCAAGACAGUUUUAGACUACAUAAAUGAGCCCGAGGUGGACCAUCAGUAUGCAUCGUUAAUUGUCCUUGCAAUUGGUGUUAUUAACCUUUGCAGAGGCUCUGCAUUUAAUGCCAUGUUUGUGGUAGGCACUCACACAGCAACAAGAGUAACUGGAGCUGUUCAAGCUAUGAUGUACAAGAAAGUUCUCAAACUGAAAACAGGAGGGGAACGACUCUCAGCACAGAUUGUUAACUUUAGCAACAAUGAUAUGGAACGACUCUUUGAGGCCUGCAUUUCUUGUGUAUUCAUCACUGCAAUGCCUGUGAUAUUUACGAUGAGCGUAGCAUACUGUGUGUACAUUCUGGGUCCCUGGUCUCUCUUAGGGCAAGGGAUAUAUAUUCUCUUCUACCCAAUCAUGGGAGCCAUUGCCAAAGCCCAGAGUAGUAUUCGUGUGGAAACUGUGAAGGUUACAGACAAGAGGGUGACUCUUAUGAGCGAGAUCCUCAAUAGUAUGCGACUUAUCAAGAUGUACUCCUGGGAAGAUUCCUUUGCCAAAAAAAUAUCAGGAAUUAGAAAAGAAGAGCUUAAGAAACAUCGUAUUGGUGCCUUACUUCAAGCUGUCAGCUCCACAGUAACUCCAAGCAUCAGUAUUCUAGCAACCAUUAUCACUUUCUUGGGAUAUACUCUCUCAGGUUACCCACUUAAGUCCUCUGAGGCCUUCACCAUAUUUUCUGUCUUCAAUGCUAUGCAGUUCACAGUAGGCGUUCUUCCAUUUACUGUUCGCUCAAUUGCCGAAGCUAAGGUUUCGCUCAACAGAAUUCAGAAACUUCUGGAGCUGCCAGAGCAUCAGAAGAGUAUGGGAGGGCUUUUAAAUAACAAUUUAGCACUGCAGAUAAAAAAUGCAUCUUUUGCUUGGGAAGUUCACAAUAUUGAUAUUAAAGGGAGAGGAGGACCUGCACGAACCCCAUCUAAAGCUUCCAGGGAUAAAAAGAAAACUGAUGACGCUCAGAAAAAUAGUGCUGUUAAUGGAACGGCUCCUCUUACAAAUGGCCAUGUGAUAACUGAACAAGCUAAUGGUACAAACAAUCCAUCAAAGGAAGAAAACACAGAUUUGGUAAAAAAUAUAGAAACACUCUUCAACAUCAGCUUUUCAGUUGAACGCGGCAAGCUCAUUGGUGUUUGCGGAAGCAUAGGUGCCGGAAAAAGCUCCCUAUUAUCUGCUGUCUGUGGUGAUAUGAAGAUUCAGAGUGGGAGUGUGCAGGUGAAUGGACGGCUGGCCUUGGUGACGCAGCAAGCAUGGAUCUACAAUGAUACUUUCCGUGAGAACAUCUUGGUGGGUCAGAGUUACAACCCAGAGAGGUACAAAAUGACCCUUCAAGUGUGUUCUCUAGAAUCUGAUAUCGAACUUUUGGCCGAUGGAGAGAUGACAGAGAUUGGAGAAAGGGGCAUUAAUCUCAGCGGUGGGCAGAAGCAGAGAGUUAACUUGGGCCGGGCAGUGUACAGUGAUAGGGAUAUUUACCUACUAGAUGAUCCUCUAAGUGCUGUGGAUACCAAGGUUGCCAAACACAUCUUUAACACCUGCAUAAAAGGAACACUACGUGACAAGACAGUCAUUCUUGUUACUCAUGCUACUCAUUUCCUUGAAAAGUGUGAUGAGAUUAUUCUUCUUCAAAAAGGCAAGAUUGUGGAGCGUGGUACUCAUGCUGAACUUAUAGCACGUAAAGGAGAAUACUUUGACAUGGUUGGAUUCGAUUCUACACAUGAUGCAGAUAAAGCUGAAGAAGAAAAAAAAGCAGAUGCCCUGAUAUCGGAAGAUUCGGAUAAGAAAGCUGUGAAUGUCAGUAAAAAUACGAAAGAGGAUGUCAAAGGACCCAUGAUGAACGGUAAACUUAUUACUGAGGAGAGCAGAGAAACAGGAAGUGUCAGUAGCAAGGUCUAUUUAACAUUUAUUAAGGCCAGCGGAGGAUGGUGCAUAACAAAUAUCAUCCUGUUUGCCAUCAUCAUCUUUACGUUGACUAGAAUGUUUAAUGCAGUGUGGCUCCAACAUUGGCUCGAUCAGGGUGAUGGCAUGGCAGCAGAAAGGAGGGAAAAUGUAACGGCAUAUAACCUCACCUUAUCUGAUGAGGAUAUAAAGGGUGAAAUUACGCAAAAUCCCAUGUUGUGGAUGUACCAGUUAGUAUAUGGACUGAGCUUUGUGUUGCUCCUUAUCACUGGUAUUAUCAAAGGCAUUGGAGUUACUUUCAGAGUUCUGGCAGGUGCUUCAAAACUGCAUCAUGCUAUGUUUAUUAGCAUCCUUCGUGCACCCAUGAGUUUCUUCGACACAACUCCAACUGGGCGAAUCCUCAACAGAUUCUCAAGAGAUCUUGAUGAAUUGGAUGUGCGUGUCCCAUUUUUCUUGGAGUUCCUGCUGCAGGGUAUUCUCUUCAUCAUUGGUCAGAUCAUCCUGGUGUGCUUCAUCUAUGUCUGGUUUAUUCUUCCCCUCCUCCUCGUUGCAGUUUUGUUUGUUGCUGUUGACAUCUUUCUAAAUGCUGGUUUGCGUGAGAUGAAACGUUUGGAUAAUACCCUCAAGUCUCCUGUCACCCAGCAUAUAGGUUCUUCCAUCUCUGGUCUUUCUGUCAUCCGUACCUUUGAUAAGGAGAGGCUGUUUAUCAACAGGAUGUACAGCAAACUGGAUGAUCAUUCUGCGGCUUUGCUGGUGUUUCGUCUCUCAAAUCGUUGGUUCACCUUUCGGAUGGACUUUAUGGCCACAUGUGUUACCCUUGCUGUAACCAUCAUUUGCGUCUUCACGAAAGGUCUUGUCAGCACUGCACUUGCUGGUCUUGCCUUAUCAACUGUUACUGGAGUUUGUGUGUCCAUUCCUUUCCUGAUGAGGAUGAAAUCUGAAUUCCAGUCUCGCAUAACUUCUGUUGAACGUAUCAUAGAGUAUGCAUAUGAACUGCCCAGCGAAGCUCCCAGGGAGAUUCCCUCAUCUCAGCCACCUGCUGAUUGGCCGUCUAAGGGCAAUAUUGAGUUAAAGGAUGUCAAGCUUCGAUAUAGACCUGACCUACCUCUUGUGCUUCAUGGUAUUAAUGCUUCUAUCAAAGAUGGAGAGAAAAUUGGAAUUAUUGGACGGACUGGAGCCGGAAAGUCUUCCCUUAUAUCUACAUUACUGAGAAUGUGUGAACUGGAUUCUGGUAGCGUGACUAUUGACGGUGUGGAUAUAAGUACGAUUGGUCUACAUACACUGCGUUGCUGCAUUUCUGUUAUUCCACAGGAUCCAGUACUCUUUCAAGGAUCAAUCAGGUACAAUUUGGACCCCUUUGAAGAGCACUCAGAUGAUGCUGUAUGGCAGGCCCUUGAACGCUCCCACUUGAAGGGCUUCGUACAACAUCAGGAACAUGGUCUCUUGUCCAAGGUGGAAGCUGCAGGGGAGAACUUCUCUGUAGGAGAGCGACAGCUUAUCUGCCUUACCAGAGCCUUACUCAGGAAUAGUAAGAUUCUUUUGUUAGAUGAAGCAACAGCAUCUGUUGAUGUAGAAACAGAUCACCUAAUUCAAGCUACUAUAAGAGAAGCAUUUGCCAAAAAUACUGUUCUUACCAUUGCUCAUAGACUCAACACAGUGGCUAACUAUGACAGAGUAAUGGUCCUUGACAAAGGAAAGGUUCACGAGUUUGAUACUCCAGAGACGCUGAUGGGUACUGAAGGGUCAGUAUUCAGAGAGAUGAUGCAGGCAAUGGGUGUUUCCACAGUAGAACAAAUGCAGGCACUAAACUAAUACUUUUCCAGCUGCAAAUUAUAUGUAGUGAUUUUUCUACAGUGGUACUAUACCCAGUUCAUUUCCAAAAUCAUGUAGCUGUUGUAGGCUCUGAAUGAAUAAUAUAUACAGUACAAUAUUUUAAAUAAAUUUAUUUUUUAGGUUAGCAUGAUUGUUAGUUUUGUGUACAUGAAGAAAAUAACUCUUAUUUACAUAUAAUACUGUCUGCCAAAAUGAGUGAAAUAUUUUAGAAUGAAAAACAGUGUAUGCUUAUGAUCUGGCAUUAGUAUAAGUUAGAUCGUUAUCAUAGCAUUUUUUCCUUAGUAACUCUUUUAAGGUAUGGCUAAUAAGUACCAAGGAAUGUGUUAAAAUUUUCAUUUCAUUGAAUAAUUCCUUCACAGUUAUAUUUUCAUAAUGUUUUAUUGCACAUGACCAUCAUAGUUUCUUGAAUGAUCCCAUUUUAUCAUUGUAGCAUUUAUUUAUAUGGCAGAAUGUCUCAGACCAAUCUAGUUUAAAGUUCUCUACUGGGAGAGUGUAUACAACUGCAUUAGCUUGGAACAUUACUUUGAAACAAGUGAAAGAACAAAGCUGUCUUUAGUGAGAGAGAGAUGCUGUGAAUUUCUUUUUGUAAAAUAUAUCACCCGGGAUUGGGUGAUACAUUAGGUAUCACAUGCUUGGGCAUGUUGUACCUAAACAUGUAAUAGGUGCAGAUUUAACAUUUCAGUAGGCCUAUUUGCCUAUACUUGGCUUAAUACAUGUUAUGAGAAGGGACAAAGUAAACAUUCCAUUGUUUUGUUAAAUAACUAAUGAUUCUAGGCAUCUUCUAAGUUUGUAGAUGAAUGGUUCAGAGAACCGACAUGUUGAUAAAUUAGACACAUGUGCAACUCUUGGGUAUCUUUAUUGAGGAAACGUUUCGCCACACAAUGGCUUCAUCAGUCCAUACAAAGGAGAAUCUUGAAGAACAGGAAGAGAAUGAGGUAAUCAGUCCCUCAACCUUGAGUCGAUGUGUUCAGUCCAUCAAUCUUGAAUAGAAUACGGCAUACGUGCGGAGAAGGAGCUUAUAAACCGUUGGCAGGAGAGGUGCAGCAGUCAUAGGUAGUGUCACAUUUGUUCAAUGUGGAAGUAGGUCGUGCCCAAGAAUUAGGCAAGCGAAGAAUUCCCAAGUAUUAAGAUCCCAAGAAGUUGCAGUGUCUGACAGGUUUGUAGAUGAAUGGUUCAGAGAACCGACAUGUUGAUAAAUUAGACACAUGUGCAACUCUUGGGUAUCUUUAUUGAGGAAACGUUUUGCCACACAGUGGCUUCAUCAGUCCAUACAAAGGAGAAUCUUGAAGAACA
Molecule: messenger RNA, 5726 nt
Organism: Cherax quadricarinatus
Lineage: Eukaryota; Metazoa; Arthropoda; Malacostraca; Decapoda; Parastacidae
Source: RefSeq, a predicted model, not a curated record